UCUGUCAUAAUAUUAUGUGUUUACAUAAAAUAGCCAAGCCAAGCCAAACCAAACAAAAAAAAGUUCUUUCACAAUUGUGGCUUGACGGCGUUAGUACCUGAGUACUAUAUUACACCUUUUAAUAAAUAAUUUAAAUUUCAAAAUGAGCGCGGAGGAGCGUAACUUUAGAUCCAUUUAUUAUGAGAAAGUGGGGUUUAAAAGUGUCGAGGAGAAGAAAUCUCUGGAAAUGUUACUUAAAGAGAGGCCCCUGGACUUGACGAAAUUAAGGCAAUUUUGUCUUCGGUUCACAGUUCCCCACGCUUAUCGUAGCUACGUGUGGAAACUCCUUUUGGAUGUUGUCCCCAGACUUGUACACAUACAUGAUUUCAUUAUGAGUCAAAGAAAACAAGAAUUUGAUGACCUCUAUCGCACCUUGGGGGUCCUAAGAAUACCUCCUGAUGAAAAAGCACCAAAGUCUGAAAAGUUUAUGGCCAUGUGGCUCAUUUUGACUGGCAAUUUAACGUUCAAUUUUAAUAUAGGGAGAAAUGAGCAUGGCUUGGGUUUCCUUGCAAUCGUAAAGUGUCUUUUGCAUUACUUUGAUGAUGAUGUGGAUAUCUUUUGGAUCGCCAGGAGGCUUUGUGAGAAUAUUAUGGAAUUGAAGAGGGACUUCCCUAAGUUAAUUGAUGCCACCCAUCAUUUGUUAGAGAAAGAAAACCCCCAGUUUUAUAAGAUAUUGAUGCAAAAUGGCUUGUUGGAAAAGUUACCGCUGGAUCAGUGGUUUGAUUGUUGUUUUGCCGGAGUACUCAAUGAAAAUUGCAUUAUUAAAAUUUGGGAUAAGAUUUGUGGAGGUUCUUAUAAGAUUCUGGCCUAUCUAGCCACAGUCACUUUGACCACAUUGAGCCACAAAAUAGUUAAUUUAAGUGACGCCAACAGCAUAACUCAAUGCAUUCAAAAUAUACCUGAAGAGACUGCCGACAUUAUCGUGAACAAAACUAUUGAUAUGUGGCAGCACCACGGAAGUCCUUUGACUGUUCACGACAGGCCUAAAGCGAUCUGAUAUAUGAAGUCACUAACAGAUUAUGGAUAAAAUUUGAUUUUGACUCAAUGAUGAUGUAGCAGCAAAAGAUCAGGAUUUCUCAGGAAUUGUUCUCCUCUGUCGCUUUUGCAUUGAUUUUCCAUUAAUAAAGGGAUGAACUCCAUCUUAUCCUACUGUUAUAGUACAAAGCCAAGUGUGGAAAGUGACACUUUUUAUUUAUUGUGGGUUUAAUAAAAAAAAUAUUUUAAUUAGUUCUAGGAUUAUUUUUAAUGGAUACAUUCAGUAUACUGUAGUAACUCAUUUUUUAUUACAUGUGUAGGUUAAUAAACAAAUAUUUCUUAACAGAA
This is a messenger RNA of Anthonomus grandis grandis, 1362 nucleotides long. It is a transcript of the gene TBC1d7, whose product is annotated as TBC1 domain family member 7. The transcript is spliced from 4 exons. The coding region runs from base 143 to 1036 and encodes 297 amino acids. The record is from RefSeq and is a predicted model, not a curated record. Gene Ontology annotation, biological process: activation of GTPase activity; negative regulation of TOR signaling. Gene Ontology annotation, molecular function: GTPase activator activity. NCBI's taxonomy places the organism in Eukaryota, Metazoa, Arthropoda, Insecta, Coleoptera, Curculionidae.